Parastagonospora nodorum SN15 is the source of this 1875-nucleotide messenger RNA. RefSeq lists its product as hypothetical. Gene Ontology annotation, molecular function: oxidoreductase activity; copper ion binding. The transcript has 2 exons. Lineage: Eukaryota; Fungi; Ascomycota; Dothideomycetes; Pleosporales; Phaeosphaeriaceae. The record is from RefSeq and is a predicted model, not a curated record. The coding region runs from base 1 to 1875 and encodes 624 amino acids.
AUGGCCUGCAACAUUCUCAACUUCCUAACCGGGCUGUUGAGCCUAUCCUCAACCCUCCCAUCAACCUAUUUCCCAUCCUGCAUCAAACCAAGCAACAGCCAUGUCUCGCAAAACCCAGUGCGCUUCGAAGUGCACCUCACACCCGGCCGCGCCAACCCCACGGGCGCUGGCUUCCGAGAUGUUAUACUAGUUAAUGGGACGUUCACUGGCCCAACCCUACGCUUGUCGCGUGGUGACAAUGUUGAGUUCCUCGUGCGAAACCACCUGCGCGAAGACACUGCCGUGCACUUCCACGGCAUAACACAAUCCCUCUCGCCCUGGGCCGACGGCACGCCAGGAAUAGCGCAGCGCCCGAUAAGGCCCGGCGCGGCGUAUUUGUACCGUUGGCGGGCUGAUGAGUCUGGGGUGUUCUUUUACCAUGCGCAUUCGAGGGGGCAGUUGAUGGAUGGCAUGUAUGGUGCGAUUGUGAUUGAGCGGGGAGAGGAUGAGCCAAGCCCGUUUCAUAUGAUCAGUCAUGAGGCGAGCGAUUGGGAGUUGAUGAGGGAGGCGGAGAGGGAGGUGCAGACGCUUAUGAUUAGUGAUUGGAGUCAGUUUAGUUUUGGGGAGGUUAUGGGGGUGGAGAGGGAGGCGAAUAUUGAUUUCACUUGCAUGGAUGCGAUUGUUGUUAAUGGGGCUGGGUCGGAAUAUUGUCUGGAGCGCGAGCUGUUGAAUGAGUACACCAAUCCACUGGUCAAGUUCAUCCUCAGUCAUACCGAUGAGAAGGAGAUCACCGACAAAGGAUGCGUACCUCCUCUCAGAUUAUUCCAAGGGAAUUACUCGCUGCAUCUUGAUACGCUCCCGCCAGAAGCAUUUCGCAAAUGUAUCCCGGGUGUCGGUGGCGGCGCGAACCACACAGUGACAGUACACUCUAGCAAUAGAUGGGCAGCACUUACUUUCAUCAAUCCCGGUGGUUUAUAUCCUUUGAAAGUCACUAUUGACAACCAUCCGAUGCAUGUGUUCGCAGUUGACGGCCACUACAUCUACCCGCAAAUCGUCGAUCAAAUCCUUGUCAACAAUGGCGAAAGAUACUCAGUAUUCGUCAAGCUCGACCAAGAAGUCGGACGGUACACGAUUCGAAUCGCGAAUGAUCUCCUUGGCCAAGUUCUAGGUGGCUUCGCUGCACUGUCGUAUAACGGCGUGAUGGAUGACCCUCCACACCCAAAGCCGUUGAUGAAUUACGCCGGCGGUUCUUUGGUCAAAAACAUUCGCGUCUUCGAUGAGUUCAACACUCGGCCUUACCCACCCAAGCCGCCAGCCUCUGUCGCCGAUCGCACGCACAAGUUCAUGGUGCGCAAACUCGCUCAACCACAUGGCGCGUACGAGUGGACAAUGUCCGGUAUUGAGGGGCUCAACAUGACCACCGAGGACGUCGCGUCUCCCUUCCUCUUCCAGGACCCAUCGCAGAUCGAAACUAGCGAGUUAAUGCUCACAACGAAGAAGAAUGAAUGGGUUGACCUGAUCAUCGAAGUCGAAGGACCCUUUGCGCAAUCUCACCCUAUGCACAAGCACGGUAACAAAGCGUUCAUCGUCGGGAGAGGCGUUGGCUUCUUCCCUUGGGCUACCGUUGAGGAAGCAGAGAAGCAUUUGCCACGGGGAACGUUCAAUUUCAUCGACCCACCUUACAAAGACACUUUCAAGACGCUCGAGGGAGUGAACAACAAUGCAUGGUUGGCGUUGAGAUAUCACGCCAAUUCUCCGGGCGCGUGGUUGUUCCAUUGCCAUAUCCAGACGCAUCUCGCUGGUGGGAUGGGCGUUGUGAUCUUAGAUGGUGUUGAUGAGUGGCCAGAGUUGCCGGAGGCGUAUGCAGAAUGGAAUGGUUUCGAAGCGCCGGUGUAG